This is a messenger RNA of Hyla sarda, 1182 nucleotides long. RefSeq names its product succinate dehydrogenase complex subunit D (gene SDHD). NCBI's taxonomy places the organism in Eukaryota, Metazoa, Chordata, Amphibia, Anura, Hylidae. Gene Ontology annotation, molecular function: heme binding; ubiquinone binding. The transcript is spliced from 4 exons. The coding region runs from base 146 to 607 and encodes 153 amino acids. Gene Ontology annotation, cellular component: mitochondrial envelope; membrane. Gene Ontology annotation, biological process: mitochondrial electron transport, succinate to ubiquinone; tricarboxylic acid cycle. The record is from RefSeq and is a predicted model, not a curated record.
AUAGCCAGCGGCGAUGUCACUAUUUGUGUACAAGACUAAUAAAGUUAUUUUAGACACUUUAUACUGAUAAAGUUUUGUUGACAGGGGAACCGCUCUGUUUCACUUCCUGGUUCGCGGUGUCACCUUGGUCCGGGUGUCAGGCAAGAUGGCGGCUUUGGUGAAAGUGGGCGCCCUAUGCAGGGCGAGCAGAGCUUUUCCCUUUAGUAAAUCUAUGCUGAUAAGACCUGCAGUGUUUUUGCCACAAGACAGAAGUUCAUUACAAGCAUUCCCAGCCCAGGUGUCCCAAAAUCGUCAAGCCUCCUCCAAAGCUGCCUCCCUCCACUGGACAGCUGAAAGAGCGUUGAGUGUGGUUCUUCUAGGCCUUGUACCUGCAGCUUAUAUGUUUCCUGGAGGGGCUAUGGACUAUUCACUGGCUGCAACCUUAAUCCUUCACGGACAUUGGGGUCUUGGGCAGGUGGUGACUGACUACGUUCAUGGAGAUGCAAAGAUUAAGCUGGCUAACACAGGACUGCUGGCCAUCUCAUCCUUAACAUUUGCUGGUCUUUGCUAUUUCAACUACCAUGAUGUGGGCAUCUGCAAAGCGGUUGCAAUGCUGUGGAGCCUAUGAUGGCUCUGCACAUGAAUGUAUAUGAGCACUAGUAUUUUAAGCCUUCAAGGGCGGCAGCAAUAAUAAUAACUUAGAAGAUGGCUGAAGAUAGGAAUAUCCGCUGCCUAUAGUACAGUACAUGCCGUCCAGUUUGGUUUGUACCACUGUACUGUUCUCUGAAGAAAACGCCAAAUGCUGAUUCAUUAAAGUGCUUGAUACAGCCAUUUGCUAUAUUGGAUAUUUUAGUAUGUUAAAUACAUAAACUACACGUUACAAUAUCCUGAGAGACACAGACUAUCUUUAAUCAUUGGGGAUGAGCUAAUCUACAAUCCAUUCUUGCUUACAUUUUGGGUUAAAGUGUUUAUUGUUCCUGAUUUUGUGGUCUCUUUGCUAAAACUUUAAUUCUUCAUCUGCCCGGCUAAUCAAUAUCACUUCAUGUCUUCCACAUAGUGAAGGCAUCCUUGUCUGGUUCGGUAGCUAAACCACAAUUGUUAUCUCCUUUUUUUCAUUAACAAAAACUGUUAAAAUAAAUGAAGAUCGAGUUAUCUCACAAUAACGUUUGUUUAAUGCUUGAAUUAAAGAUAAUACAAACACAA